AAGAUGGUUCUUAAUUAUCAAUUGUUUUAUAUUUAACUAAUUAGAUAGUUUUAAACAAAAAAAAAACAAAUAUUUGAACUUUUUAUUUUGAAAUUAUGGUACUCUGUUGAGUGAAGUGUCACUUAGAAUGGUUAGUCGUAUCAAAACAAGCCUGUCAAAAUCAAAUCAUAAGUUUAGAUUACAUUAAAUUUUAUUCAGCAAGUCAAAAAUGGAUAUGUUUGAAUUUUUAAGAGGAUUUUUCAGAUACCCGAAUAACCGAUACAACGAUGAGAGAGGAACCCCGAGUAAUAGUUUUCGGAAUCCAAUCUGGAAUAACGAUGACGAUGACACUGAUGAUGAAUUGCAUUCCGAUUCAAGAAAUGGGCUAAACUUUGGUUUUAAUAUUUUCAGUAGUCCUCUAGAAAUGCAAAGAUAUUUUGAGCAGCAAAUGAAUCAUCUCAUUAGAAGUUUUCACUCUGGCAUGUCUGAUUCACUGUUUUUCGGUAUGAAUCCUACUUUUGAGCACAAUAUACCUAUAGAAGGGUGGGAUAAUCCUGUUAUUGGUGAUAAUCAAUUUUCUGGACACAAAAGUUUGCGGGAUCAAUUCUUGAAACCUGGUUAUGAAACCAUCAAUGAAAACUUAACAAGGAGAGACAAUCAGAAUGAAUCAAUUGACUCAGAUUUGGAUGGACAGCUUUAUGGACAACAAUUAGAUAGCUUUUUGAAAAGAAACUCUUCCAGUGAACAAGAAGGUACAAGUAAUCUGAUUCCUUACCAAGAUGAGAAAAGAAAAAGGGGAAUAUUUGGGUUCAACUUUGGACAAUCUAUGAUGUCAAAAACUAUUAUGCGACCUGAUGGGAGUGUUGAAAUGCAUAAAACAGUUAGAGAUUCCAGUGGCAAUGAAGAAACUACAAUUACAAUACAAAAGCAACAAGAAACUUAUACCAAAACUAUUCAUAAAGAUGCACAGGGAGUGAUUACUGAGACAGAGGAGGUUACACCCCGAUUGCAAUAAAAUUGUUGUUUCAAAAAUAUGUGGAUACUUGAGAACAAUUUGUGAUAAUAAUAGAUAAUAUAAAAUAAUUUAUAAAUAUUCU
Messenger RNA from Ctenocephalides felis (cat flea), 1076 nucleotides. RefSeq lists its product as uncharacterized. Gene Ontology annotation, biological process: regulation of actin filament polymerization; negative regulation of apoptotic process. The record is from RefSeq and is a predicted model, not a curated record. Bases 209 to 994 code for a protein of 261 amino acids. Lineage: Eukaryota; Metazoa; Arthropoda; Insecta; Siphonaptera; Pulicidae. The transcript has 5 exons. Gene Ontology annotation, cellular component: actin cytoskeleton; clathrin-coated vesicle; sarcoplasmic reticulum.